UGCUCUUUGGCCAGGAGAGGCGGAGCCUGAGCCAGGCUGGAGGGAAAGGAAGAAGGAAGGAAGGAAGGGGAAAGGAGGAGUGGAGAGCCGGGUGUUUACAAACAUGUGUGACUGCAAAGAGGAUGAUGAUGAUGAUGAUGAUGUCCCCCAGCUGUCCUCUGAAGCCUUAGCUGCUCUGCAGGAGUUCUAUAUGGAACAGCAGCAGAAAGAAGAAGACAUCAAGAUAGCAGGAGGAUCAGACAACUGUCCUCUUGGUUUGAUAGAAGAGAACUGGCAACUGAGCCAGUUUUGGUAUGAUACUGAAACUGCAGAGCGUUUGGCGAAAGAGGCUGUAAGAUCAGUUGGAAAAGGUGGCAGGAUCGCCUGCGUUAGUGCGCCCAGCAUUUAUCAAAAAUUGAAAGAACAGAAUAACGAUAAUUUCUCAAUGUGUAUAUUGGAAUAUGACCAAAGAUUUUCUGUGUAUGGAGCUGAGUAUGUUUUCUAUGAUUACAACGAUCCUUUGAAUCUUCCGGCCAGCCUCCAAGAACAUAGUUUUGACAUUGUCUUAGCAGACCCACCCUACUUGUCCGAAGAGUGUCUCAGGAAAACGGCAGAAACCAUAAAAUACCUAACAAAAGGGAAGGUUCUACUUUGUACAGGUUCAGUCAUGGAAGAACAUGCUGCAAAGUAUCUUGGUGUGAAGAUGUGCAAGUUUAUUCCAAAACAUACUCGAAACUUAGCCAAUGAGUUUCGAUGUUAUGUGAAUUAUGAUUCUGGACUAGAUUUUGAUGCUGUCUCUUGACAACAAGCAUAAAAUAUUUGUGACAUA
Molecule: messenger RNA, 808 nt
Organism: Anolis sagrei ordinatus
Lineage: Eukaryota; Metazoa; Chordata; Lepidosauria; Squamata; Anolidae
Gene: EEF1AKMT1
Product: EEF1A lysine methyltransferase 1
Biological process (GO): methylation
Molecular function (GO): nucleic acid binding; protein-lysine N-methyltransferase activity
Source: RefSeq, a predicted model, not a curated record